Dictyostelium discoideum AX4 is the source of this 198-nucleotide messenger RNA. RefSeq lists its product as hypothetical. The transcript has 3 exons. The record is from RefSeq and is a predicted model, not a curated record. Lineage: Eukaryota; Evosea; Eumycetozoa; Dictyosteliales; Dictyosteliaceae. The coding region runs from base 1 to 198 and encodes 65 amino acids.
AUGGAAAUAUAUUAUAAUAAUAGUUUAAAAAAAAUUUAUAAAAAGGUGCAAAUUCCACAAGAAAUAAAAAAAAAAAAAAACUUAACAAAGAAUAGAAAACAGAUAAAAAAAAAAAAUAAUAAAAUUUUUAUAUAUAUAUUUAAUAAUCCAAUAUCAAAAAAUAGUAAUUUAAUUCUUUGUAUUUUUGGGGUGUGUUAG